AUGGGAUACUAUCAUUGGUAAAAUUGAUGAUUUAUGAAAUGAUUAUUUUGUCCUUUGAUAAGAUUAAUAAUUCUACGGUGUCAUUUAUGAAAUAAGAGGAGAGAACAACUCGAUGGGUAUAAAGUAAGUAAAAGAACCUACAGAAAUCGAGGCGUCGUGCGGCGCGCAGUAGGCGACGCGAUCCCUUCAGGUACCGCUGCCGACGACAUCGUUGGCCGACCACUCUCUACUGCUGCUGCAGGCCGCCACCUCGCCGCUCCCGUAGCAACAGCUUUCGGAACCACCAAAAUCCCUCUGGUCGCCGGCCCAGUCGACCAACCUACGUCGAGAUCACGCCGCCUCGGGUGAAACAAAGUUGAGAAGUAAUAGGCUGCAGGAACAUCUCCAAGAUGAGGUGAGGAUAUUAACUAGGAAGAUGACAUGGCUUCUCGGACAAAGCUCUCUGGCUUGCAAAGGCAGGUGUUAGGGCUAUACAGGGAGUUUCUUCGGGCAGCUCGUCUGAAGGAACCAGAAGAGCGUUUAAGGAUUGAAUCUAUUGUCUCAGCUGAGUUUCGCCAGAAUGCGAUGAAUGUCGACCGCAAGAAUUUCCUAUACAUCGAGUAUUUACUCCGUCGAGGCAAGAAGCAGCUUGAGCAACUGAAGAGCCCUGAUACUAUGAGAUUAUCUACUUUGGAAGUAGGGAAAACACCUCAGUUACUGUUUUGAUGAUACGAGGCAACAUGUCAACAUGCUUGAACUUCAUCGAUCAAGUCGUGUUAGAAGGCUCGACCCGCAUUAAGUUAGGUAUCAGAAUGCCCAACCCCUUCUAAUUAUGUGUUGGGAUGCCUGACCGACAUCAAGCUGUGUUAGGAGCCAAUUGGCCAUCGAUGAGGCCAAGUGUGGCUGUGUACGCUAGUAGUGGCUACAACACAUCAGGCUUCCACGAGGUAGAGCAGUAGCUUGGCAUGUCGGAGCAACAAAACAGUGAGCUACAAUAGUUGGCCGUGCUUGAACAAGGCGAAGAGAUAGGUUAGCAUACCCAAACCUUAUCAGCAACUAUUAUCAUGCUUUCGCGAGGUGACUUGCGACAACAAUGGUAAUGCUUCAGUAAGGAGAGGCAACAGCAACUCAGUGUGGCUCAACUUGCAAUUGCGGCGUACCAUACAUACUUUGGCAAGGCUACAGCAUACCUUGGCAGGACAUGUUGAUAACUCGUCAUCGGUGAGCAGCAAAAAGUGAGGUUGCAGUUGUAGCCCGUGCCUCGGCAACAUGGCCGAGCAACAAUAUCAAAGAAGCUUUGGCAAGAGAAGGGGCAGCUCAUACGAGCUCCACAUCGGACCAUCCUUCUAUAUCAGUAUAUUUAAAAAAUAUAUUAAUAAUAUCAUGUUAGCACGACGUGAUGUUGAUCCGUAUACAAGAAAUAGUCCGAAACAAAGUAUAGUUUCUCCAACUUGUUGAUUACACAAAGAUUGAGGUCAAGAUGUCUUUUAAGUUAAUCC
Molecule: messenger RNA, 1478 nt
Organism: Musa acuminata AAA Group (dessert banana)
Lineage: Eukaryota; Viridiplantae; Streptophyta; Magnoliopsida; Zingiberales; Musaceae
Product: succinate dehydrogenase assembly factor 1, mitochondrial
Exons: 4
Coding region: 421-705 (94 amino acids)
Biological process (GO): mitochondrial respiratory chain complex II assembly
Cellular component (GO): mitochondrion
Source: RefSeq, a predicted model, not a curated record